Molecule: messenger RNA, 1587 nt
Organism: Neogale vison (American mink)
Lineage: Eukaryota; Metazoa; Chordata; Mammalia; Carnivora; Mustelidae
Gene: SPSB1
Product: splA/ryanodine receptor domain and SOCS box containing 1
Exons: 3
Coding region: 270-1091 (273 amino acids)
Biological process (GO): proteasome-mediated ubiquitin-dependent protein catabolic process
Cellular component (GO): SCF ubiquitin ligase complex
Molecular function (GO): protein binding
Source: RefSeq, a predicted model, not a curated record
CCAGGCGCUGGCGCCGGGGCCGCGGGAGGAGGCGAGUGCGCUCCCUGCGGCGGGCGCGGCCCGGGCGCCCCGGCCUCCUCGGCCCCGGAGAGCGGCUGCGGCGGCGGCCUCCCUGGCACGGCAACACUGAGGGCUCCGCUGUCUCCAGAGGCCGCCCACCACCCUUCCUUGGGACCACUGUCUGAGCCUCAUCAGCAAACUGGACGGGAGGCCCCACGGUUAAGGAGUUUGCCCCAGGAGUCCAUGCAAAGGUGAAACCAAGGGCAAACAUGGGUCAGAAGGUCACUGGAGGGAUCAAGACCGUGGACAUGAGGGACCCCACGUACCGGCCCCUGAAGCAGGAGCUCCAGGGUCUGGACUACUGCAAGCCCACCCGCCUAGACCUGCUGCUGGACAUGCCCCCCGUGUCCUACGACGUCCAGCUGCUCCACUCGUGGAACAACAAUGACCGAUCGCUCAACGUCUUUGUGAAGGAGGACGACAAGCUGAUCUUUCACCGGCAUCCGGUGGCCCAGAGCACGGACGCCAUCAGGGGCAAGGUCGGGUACACACGCGGGCUGCACGUGUGGCAGAUCACGUGGGCCAUGAGGCAGCGGGGCACACACGCUGUGGUGGGGGUGGCGACAGCAGAUGCCCCCCUGCACUCCGUGGGGUACACGACCCUCGUGGGGAAUAACCACGAGUCCUGGGGCUGGGACUUGGGGCGCAACCGGCUCUAUCACGAUGGCAAAAACCAACCGAGCAAAACUUACCCGGCCUUUUUGGAGCCGGAUGAAACAUUUAUUGUCCCUGACUCAUUCCUCGUGGCCCUGGACAUGGAUGAUGGCACCCUGAGCUUCAUUGUGGACGGACAGUACAUGGGAGUGGCUUUUCGAGGACUCAAGGGCAAAAAACUGUAUCCUGUAGUGAGUGCCGUGUGGGGCCACUGUGAGAUCCGCAUGCGCUACUUGAAUGGACUCGAUCCCGAGCCCCUGCCACUCAUGGAUCUGUGCCGCCGCUCGGUGCGCCUGGCCCUGGGGAAGGAGCGUCUGGCUGACAUCCACACGCUACCACUGCCGGCCUCCCUCAAGGCCUACCUCCUCUACCAGUGAUGCUCCACCCCUGCACCGCCGGCACGCCAGCCACCCGGUGCCACCAUGCCGGCCUGCCGCCGUGCCCCGCACCUCGGAGCGGCCCCUGGCCCCCUGUCCAUCCGCCCCUGCUGCCCCUGCUGGCUCCCGACAGCUCGACACAGGCUCCUCCAUUCCCCGUCCUGACCUUGGCAGAAGCCCCCUGCACGCCGUUUCCACAGUCCCUCUGUGGAAGAAGACCCAGACAACAGACUCCUAGGAAGGCCUCCACGGAGCUCCAGCCCACCCUCGGGGUGGCACGAGGAUCUCCAUGCCCCCUGCCCUCACCUGGCAGGGCCCAGGAGGAGGCACCCCGGCCUCCUCCAAGAGCAGAUCCCAGGGCCACUAAGAGGUGCUCGGAUGAGGGCUGGUGCUGAGGCCAGCGGGGCCACGCCGCAGCAGACCACACUCAGGACGUCGGAAGCUCUUCACGGACACUGAGGCAGAAGCCAAAAUGGGACCUUCCACAGGCACACAA